AGAUCAGGAUGCGGUUCAUCGCUUGUGUUUUCUUGGCCUUGCAUUGUUUGGUGGCUUUUCCAGCUGCCACGCCGGCUUUAUUGGCUCCUAUCCAAUAUAAGCAGAGUGUGAAUGGAACCCUUGCUCCUCAAAGCAACUUUGCCUUGGAGCUCAAAGGUGUAAUCCGACAGAUACCCGUCGGCAGCAUCGAGAAACUAGUACAGAAAUACCUUCUGAACGACGUCGAAUUCCAGGGUCUGAUUCGGACCAUCAACUCUAUACCCGCGUAUCAAUUCUACCGGCAAAUAGUCAGCCAACCCGAAGUUCGACAACUGCAACUAUGGAUUGCCCAACAGCUGAUCUUGUCCGGUGGCUCCUCCAAGAUCUUCGAGUACCUGGAACUGGAGAUCAAGAUCAUCAAUAAGUAUCCUUUCUGGUCGCAGGUCGUCAAUGGAAUCCGGGGAUUCGAGACAGAGUUUGCCCAAAUUUAUCCAGUGGAAGUCAUUCGAUCACUCCUGGAACCAAGUGCCAUCCAAACUAGCCCUCUUCUUUCGGAACUCUGGCGUCGUCUGGUGGCCUUGCUCCCAGUUUACGAACGGAUCCUGGCCACUCCUUCAGGCCAGGCCGUCACUGCUCAGCUCAAUCGACUGGGCGUGGAUGUGGGUGGCUUGGACAACCUUAUACGGUAUCAAUUCGGCUGGAGCAACAGCACCUAUUCCAGCCCUGAUUACUCGAAUUACCUGUGGUACUAGAGAUGUUUCACGGUAAAGGCUCUAAGAUAAUAUCCUCUUUACCCUUAAAGUAUUACCAACUAUGAUACUUGCUUACUUUCUGUUACAAAGGAAUGUAUUAACAGAUCAAAUUAAGUUUGAAAAGUGCGAAAACUCUGGUCUUAUACUUACUUUUAACCUUUUAUCGAUUUAAAAUACAUGCGAAAGAACAUUCAA
This is a messenger RNA of Drosophila eugracilis, 926 nucleotides long. RefSeq lists its product as uncharacterized. Bases 9 to 731 code for a protein of 240 amino acids. The record is from RefSeq and is a predicted model, not a curated record. Lineage: Eukaryota; Metazoa; Arthropoda; Insecta; Diptera; Drosophilidae. The transcript has a single exon.